Molecule: messenger RNA, 4527 nt
Organism: Fusarium poae
Lineage: Eukaryota; Fungi; Ascomycota; Sordariomycetes; Hypocreales; Nectriaceae
Exons: 2
Coding region: 1-4527 (1508 amino acids)
Source: RefSeq, a predicted model, not a curated record
AUGUCUUCCCAGACGAUUCGUCUGCGUCUUGUCAUUCGCAGACAUUCCGUCCCAGAAGUCAAGCUCGUCUGGCCCUGCAUCGCAAACGAGGACCUCACCGUUUCGAAGCUUCUCGCACUUGUCAACGAAGUCGUUCCCCUCGAGAGUCGAGACUGGGGUCUUGAGGAUUAUGUUGUUGAACUAGCCGAUGGCAAGGGCGAUAGUUUCGAGCUGCUGCAUUUUCAACCCGUCGGUAAAGUUUUGAAAGAGGAUGAUCAAGUUUUAAUUAGAUCACUUUCUACAGACGAUCUUAGGAGACGAAGACUUAAUGGACGACAUCAAAUAUCACUUGAUGGAAAACAUCUUAUCGAUGGCCUGGCCUUUGGUAGGCCUUGGUUAAGGGCGCCGCGCGACCGUCCAGCACUCGAUCUGCCCCCACGAAAACGAGCACGCAUCACAUACGAAGAAGAACUCGAGGAGGAGGAGGAAGAUUCCAGUGAGGAAGACUCUAGUGAAGAAUAUUCCGGUGGGGAGGAUUAUAACGACGAAGAAGAUCCGUCGGAGCAGCUCUUGCUCGAAGAUACUCCCCCAACUGAAAACCGGGACGAACCAGGCAGUGUGCGCCUACGAGCCAGAUUCAUAGACACUGAUCAACUUGGCGAGGACGAUGAUGAGGAGGAGGAUGAAGCACAAGCAGAGCCCGAGAUUGACGAUGAAGAUUCUGAAACCAGCGAUGAGGACGAGGAUGAGCUCGACGUCGAUCUUGCCGAUGAGUUGAAGCUCCUACAAGAAGACAAUGCCUUGGUUGAGCAAGCGCCUCCAGAGAAGGAGCAAACCUCUCCUCCUAAGAACAAAAGUCAAAACGCACAGGCACCUCCAUCCGCACCUCGAUUCGACCUUUCGAUGCUUGAUAAGAUUACAGCACUACGAGUCGCAUUUCCUUUCACAUCCUUGUCGAAUAUGCAAGAUGCUCUGCAACAAACCGACAAUGAUUUGAGAAAGACGUACCAGGUCCUGAGCACGACCAACAGCCCGACGGUCAGCUUCGACGAGGUAUACGAGAUUGCUCUUCUCGGCGCUGUUUUCAAUCCCACCCAAUCCAAUGGGAAACAACCUACCGAACAGGAUAUCGAGGACGAAGAUGAAGAUGAAGAGGAAGAAGAAGAAGAGGAGGUGGGAACACAAAUGCUACGACUUCCUGGACAGCCUGAAGCCGCGGGCUCCAAACGACCAUUGAUUCAGGAGGUGAACGACGAGGAGCCCCCUUCUAUUGCACCAAAGGAAGCGAUGAAUGGAACAUCGAAACCUUUAAUCAGUGUUGCGGAAAAAGACGAUGAUUCUUCGGGCUCUUCUGAUAGUUCGGACUCUGAUUCAGACUCUGAUUCAGACUCUGAGUCUGACGAAGAUUUGUACAAGGGUCCAGAACAAGAUUCAGAUUCGGAUAGCGACUCCUCGGAAUCGGAAGAUGAAUUGAUGGAUGAUGCAGACAAUUCCACAAAGCAGUCGCUCGGCCCGGCCCCCGGAGAUGCAAGCUCGAGCGAUAGUUCUGAUUUGGACUCAGACUCGGAUCCGGACUCUAGUUCUGAUUGGAGUAAUGCUGCUGGAGGUGCGAAAGUCUCGGCUGCGCGGGACUCUGACGAUAGUAGCGACAGCGACAGCUCGAGCGACUCCGACUCCAGCUCGAGCGAUUCCGAUUCGGAGUCUGAGCCUGAGGAGCUCUCCUCAAAAAAGCAGUCUCAGGUAAAGAAAUCGGAAGUACCUGUAGCGAAGACUGAAAGCCAAGCUCCAAACUCGGCUCCAGAGCGCACUGAAGACCCAAAGCCGCCUGGUACUGGGCUGGCCAGGACCAAGAAGAGGAAUGCUAGAAGGCGCGAUCACAAGCGAGUGAAAGCUAUGCGGGCUUUGGAAGAUACUCAAUCUCAACCGUCCAUCAACGAAGGGCCUAGCGAGGAUGCUGAAUUUCUCGCCCGAAAGCGUGCUCUCCUGAGUGUCGUUAGCGACGAGAGCGAAGAUGUUCCAAGUCCUCCGAAAGAAACACUAGCCAUUGCUCCCACUCCUAUGAUUGUCGAAGUUGAAACAGAGGAAGCAUCGGCGCCUGCGACAACCCAAGAUGCAGCUCCGACAGAGGAACCUGCUCCUCAGCGUCGCCACAAAGUCGACAUGGGAGCCGGACGGCGAAUGCUAUUUGGCGCUCUUGGGUUGAAGAACCCCAAGUCGAAAGCUGACGAAGAUAAGCUUCGCAAAAGCUUAAUGAAGGAUGUGAAGCCGCUGCAAAAUCCUCGAGUCCAGGCUGAGAAACCAAAGGCUGAUGAGGUCGAACCAACAUCAGAGGAAGAAGACGAAGACCCUGAAGCGUGGCGAAAGAAGAUCUCAUACCGAGCAGUUGAGUGCUGCCAGGAAGAUGUUACUUUGAGCGAACCACCAUUUCCAUUUGUACAACGAUGGGAUCCCCAACAACAGUACACGUCCGUGAGGAAGCGAAAGAGGGCUUCACAAGACUUCAACGAUGAGAGCUACUAUGGCGAAGAAUACCAAUGGAACGGCGAAGAAGAGUGGCAAGAUGACUCUCAAAAGAAGAAGAAAAAAAAGUCCAAGAAGCGUAAAGGAAAGGGGGGGCAUGACGAAGCAUACGACGAGAUGGAAAUCACCGAAGAUUCCUAUGCUGGAACAGGCGGCAAUGGCGAUGAGGAUAUCGUGUUGAACUACGAUGACAUACCGACCAGCAAACCUCGUCACCAGGAUACCCAGUUCGCAGAGAUGGAUGACCUCCCUUCACUACCGUCAGACCUCACUACUCUUCCCAGCCUCGUACAGUCUGAGAUCAAGCCGGGCAUGGUCAUUGCCUGGAAGCAACUGCGCAUGUCAAAAGCGACAAAGUGGCAGCCCGAAAUGGUAUCGACGACUGGGCUCAUCCUGUCAAUCAGCGAAGACAAUCAUCUUCAUGUCCUGUUGGCUAAGAGAGACAGAGACGAAGACGAUAAAGAAUACGAUGAACACACAGGUCAGCGAGUCUAUGCAAAGUUUGAGGUGCCAGACUUUGAUGAAGAUGAGGACAGCGAUGAGGACAACGGGCGAAGAGAUAUUGCCUGGGCAGACAUGUUCGACCCAAGAUUGGUUCAGCAACCACCGCCAACCGAAUCUUCAGAAACGAUUGCCAAGGAUACGGAGCUCCCAACUGAACCCACUAAGCCCGUACAGGACGAAACGGCGAAUACCAAGGUUAGCGCGAGAACAUACCCCGAUGAGACUAUGGCUGAGGAGUUAGAUACACAGAAAGUGAGAGCGGAGAUUGAGGCCGAUUUGAAGGAACAAGAGGCUACAGACAAUCCCUCAGGGACCGACAUUCCUUCUGGCCAGCAGCCACCGCGGCUCGAGUUUACGGGAGAAAACAGUCCAAUCAGCAGUUUUCUUCCACCACCGAUGGAGACGCCGAGUGAUGCGACUAACAGUCCCACACGCCAACUACAAGAAACGAUGCAAUCAGUUGCUGAGGAGAAUAUCCUUUUAUCGGAGCAAAGAAGUAAUGUGGAGGAAAAGAAGGGAGUUCAUACAGAUGACAUGGACAGAGCAGAUGAUGCAAAAGAUCUGGACGAGCCGAUGCCGACAGUUGAGGAUGGCUGGGAUGUAACUGUUCCUGAUAGUAUACCGUCACCAGAACUUCCAGCACUUCCCACCAAAGAUGAUGUACCUAUGGAUCACCGUCUUACCGUGCCGUCGUCUGUGGGCAGCGUUCGCAGUGGAAGACAGCCACCAUCAAUCAGUGGUCUCGAAGAUCUCCCAGAGGAGCGUGUUGAGGAUUCAAUUGUGGACAAUGAUAAAAGAGCACCAAGCCCUCAGAUUUCAGUUGUGUCGGUGAGGAGUAGCAGUCCUUUUCCUUCCUUGGAAGAGCUAUUCCAAACAGCGAGGCAAACGCAGAGCCCAUCAAAGUUUUCACAGCCGUCUGUUCCUCGAUUUGUGAAGACUGAACAACAUGACGUCGAGUAUGAAGAAGCGAUGCGAAAAUUGGAUGAAGGGGAGGACGAGAGCGAUCGUCCAAAUCUCCGCAACAAAUCUUUACGCAGUCUAAUGUCGCGUGUGCCACAAGAGAACAGUCCUUUACAGCACCCAAUCAAAACUGAGGCAUCGCAAAUCGAGGAACUCAAAGUCGAGGAGAUAAUAUCAUCGCUUUCACAGUCGGUCAAACAACAAAGGCAGCGUUUUGAACAGCUGCAUAUGAAACCAAAAGAAGCCAAGGCUAUUGAUUUGAGCUCCAGCCCACCAUCUGUGCAGUACACCGAACACUAUGCUCAAGAUAGCGAGGAUGAUACUUAUCAUGAAAAUCCUCUGCCACAAGGUGAAGGUUGGGUGCAGAAGAAUUAUAGCGAAGUGACGACGCGAAGCCGAGGCAAAAGCCUUCCAGCGACGGCGGCUCCAGCUGUCGACAAGGCGACUACUUCUACACAAAGUCGCACUGCGCGUGGACGAACAUGUCUUCCACCAGUUCGAGAUGUGACUGCCAGUGCUUUCAGUCAGAUCAGAGGGCGUAGAAAGCCAACUCGCAAGUUCUGA